Messenger RNA from Morone saxatilis (striped sea-bass), 1416 nucleotides. It is a transcript of the gene calr, whose product is annotated as calreticulin. Gene Ontology annotation, cellular component: endoplasmic reticulum; endoplasmic reticulum membrane. The coding region runs from base 163 to 1416 and encodes 417 amino acids. The record is from RefSeq and is a predicted model, not a curated record. The transcript has 10 exons. Gene Ontology annotation, biological process: protein folding. Lineage: Eukaryota; Metazoa; Chordata; Actinopteri; Moronidae. Gene Ontology annotation, molecular function: calcium ion binding.
CGAGGCGAGAGGAGAGCCGCGGCAGCGUUUUCCACUGUAACAUUACUGUAUGAGAGACCGACAAACAACGCCUCCUGCACGACGUACAGAGAUUAUUUGGACUUAUUUGCAAUCAUAGUUGGUUAAUUAGUUUUAUUUGGCGGGGUGCUUCAGCUCGUCACCAUGACAGCCCUGUCGCUGCUUUUGAUGGCCGUGUCGGCCGCAUCUGUACUGGCUGAGUCCACUGUGUAUUUUCGAGAACAAUUUGAAGAUGGGGAUGCCUGGAAGAGUCGCUGGGUGGAAUCCAAGCACAAGUCGGACUACGGCAUGUUUGUCCUGACUGCAGGGAAGUUCUAUGGAGAUGCAGAGCAAGACAAAGGUCUGCAGACAAGCCAGGACGCCCGCUUCUACGCCAUGUCAUCCCGUUUUGAUGACUUCAACAACCAGGGCGAGCCUCUAAUCAUCCAGUUCACUGUGAAACACGAGCAGAGCAUUGACUGUGGUGGAGGUUACAUUAAACUGUUCCCCUCCGGCCUCAACCAGGAGGACAUGCAUGGAGACUCCGUCUACAACAUCAUGUUUGGUCCUGAUAUUUGUGGGCCCGGCACAAAGAAGGUUCAUGUCAUCUUCAACUACAAAGGCAAGAACCAUCUGAUUAACAAGGACAUCAGAUGCAAGGAUGAUGAGUACACUCACCUGUACACACUGAUUGUCAACCCUGACAACACUUACGAGGUCAAGAUCGACAAUAAGAAGGUUGAGUCUGGCAGUCUGGAGGAUGACUGGGACUUCCUGCCUCCCAAAAAAAUUAAGGACCCCGAAGCCAAAAAGCCAGAAGACUGGGAUGACAGGGAGAAGAUUCCUGACCCCGACGAUAAGAAACCAGAGGACUGGGACAAGUCCGAGAACAUCCCAGAUCCUGAUGCUAAGAAGCCUGAUGAUUGGGAUGACGAGAUGGACGGAGAGUGGGAGCCGCCUAUGGUCACUAACCCAGAUUACAAGGGUGAGUGGAAGCCCAGAGAGAUCAACAAUCCUGCCUACAAAGGCAAGUGGAUCCACCCUGAGAUUGACAACCCGGAGUACACAGCCGAUUCUGAGAUCUAUAAAUACGACAGCAUUGGUGUGAUUGGACUCGACUUGUGGCAGGUCAAGUCUGGCACUAUCUUCGAUAACUUCCUGAUCACCAAUGACCCAAACCUGGCAGAGGAAGUGGGCAACGACACAUGGGGUAAAACAAAGGAUGCAGAGAAGAAGAUGAAGGAAAGCCAAGAGGAGGAGGAGAGAAAGAAACGCGAGGAGGAGGACAAGCAGAGGAGAGAAGAGGCAAAGGAGGAAGACGAGGAGGAAGAGAAGGAUGAGGAGGAGGAGGAAAACCCGAGGAGGACGCGCACAGCAGAGGAGAGAAGAGGCAGGAGACGACGAGGGGGAAGGGAGUAG